CUGAACUGUGUUGUUGUCAGGAACUACCGGCUAAUCUAAAGUUGCUAAGCUAACGUUAGCCGACCGGUGGGCUAAAAACACACCAUCGUUUGUCUAAUUUUACCGUAUUCAAUAAUUACCGUUCAGUCAAACUCGGUUUACGGUCAUAUCAGUCGCUCUCACCGGCUGUUUGUCUCCGAUAUCAGGAAAGAUGUCUUCUGCCCCGUCUGACCCAACUCUGGAGAGGCAUUUCAAGGGUCACAGGGACAAUGUUACAAGUGUGGACUUCAGCUGCAACAUGAAACAAAUUGCCACAGGCUCUAUGGACUCAAGUGUGAUGAUCUGGAACAUGAAACCUCAGAUGAGGGCGUAUCGUUUUGAUGGACACAAAGAUGCUGUCACUUCAGUUCAGUUUUCUCCCUCUGGCCACCUGGUGGCAUCUGCCUCCAGAGACAAGACUGUACGUCUUUGGGUGCCCAGCCUGAAGGCUGAGUCAACAGCUUUCAAGGCGCACACUGCCACCGUGCGCAGUAUAAACUUUUCUGCUGACGGGCAGAAUCUGGUCACAGCCUCCGACGACAAGACCAUCAAAGUGUGGACUGUCCACAGACAAAAGUUUCUCUUCUCUCUCAACCAGCACAUCAACUGGGUCCGCUGUGCCAAGUACGACGAACACACACACACACACACACAUUUUGACUUCUUUCUUUCUAAAAGAUCAUCUUCAAUACAUUUCUGCAGGUUUUCUCCAGACGAUCGUUUGAUUGUAUCGUCCAGUGAUGAUAAGACUAUAAAGCUGUGGGACAAGAACAGUAGAGAGUGUAUUCAUUCUUUCUAUGAACAUGCUGGUUAUGCAAAUCAUGUGGACUUCCAUCCCAGUGGAACGUGUAUAGCUGCAGCCUGUACUGACAACUCUGUCAAAGUCUGGGACAUCAGAUCCCAUAAGAUGCUCCAGCACUACCAAGUUCACAGCGGUGUGGUGAACAGCUUGUCUUUCCAUCCGGCUGGUAAUUUCCUCAUCACUGCAUCCAGUGACUCCACAAUGAAGAUACUGGACCUUGUAGAGGGCAAGCUACUGUACACACUGCAUGGACACCAGGGUCCAGUGACCUGUGUGGCCUUCUCCAGAACAGGAGAGUAUUUCUCCUCUGGAGGUUCUGAUGAGCAGGUAAUGGUGUGGAAGAGUAACUUUGACUGCGCUGAAGGCAUCGAUGACUUCAGGCUACAACAUAAAGCUGCUCCCAGCCUGCAGGCAGUAGGCAGCUCCACGGCUCAGCCCCCCCUCACCCCCUCUGAGCACCGCAGCCAGGCCUGCGACCCCUCAGAACACGCAAACGGUCAGGACUCCCACACAAAGAGCGGCAGUCGCAGCCAGAGCAGAGCGACUCGCUCACAGACCUUCGGACCCCUCAGCUCCAGCUCUUCCUCCACACACCAGACACAGACCCCGGGUUUACCGCCGCAUUCACCCCAGGUUCAAGCACAGUCCCAGGCCUCGGAUGGGGGUGUCCCUCCUGGUCUGGCCAACACCCUGGAACACAUCAUCGGUCAACUAGAUAUUCUCACUCAGACGGUUUCCAUCUUGGAGCAGCGGCUGACGCUGACAGAGGACAAGCUCAAGGAGUGUUUGGAGAACCAGAUGGAGAUCGGUCUACAUCUCCAGAGACGUGAGGAGGCCUAAAGAUGGCGGCACCAGAGAGAGGUUGAAGUGUGGUGUGAGGGAAAUGGGGUCACACCAACACUACUCACAGAAAGACAUCUAGCGAACACUCCAGUUGUUACAUCUCACUGAAAAUGUGCGAUCUUGUACACUUGAACAAUGCACACUGAGCCUCUCUGCUGAUGUACUGCGCCUGGUUAUAUUACAAAGAGAUAUCUGAAGUGAAGGAGUUGAAUAUUAGAGAAGUUGUUCUUUACAAGAGUGCUGAGAGAGCAGUCCGCUUUCUGCUGACAAAGGAUCUGCUGCGAGUCACUUUGUGAGUGUUCAAGCGUCUGUGUGUGUGCGUGUUUCAAUGUGUGUGCACAAAAUUGUGUCCUGUGUAGACGCAUGCAAGAGACUUUCAUACUUGCCUUUUCACUACACAUGUGGACAUCUUGAACUCUAUUUGUGUAUGUGGCGUGCAGUUCAUGUAGAAUGGCAUCAGUAGAAAACACAAAUACUUCAGUUCCCUCAACCAACAUCUCUAAAAUGCAUGAUAUUUAUUUGAGUUGUAUUGAGACCAGCACAAUCAUUUUUAAAUUGAACAAAGAGUAAUUGAAAGUUAUAUAAAGUGUGCUGUGGAUGCUUCAUGUUUGUUCACCUGUUUGUUGGACAUUAGUAGAAGCACUGGUUUAAAUUAACUAACUUAACCUUUACCGUGCAGCCAACAAAGUACCUUACCAAAUUGGUAAGUUUGGUACAGUUAUUAAAGAUGAUCUCUUAUGUUAUAUUUUAUUUUCAACAAGUCCUGUUAAAAUACUAAAAAGCAACAAGGAAUUGAUUCAGACAGGGUAGGAGGGUGGCAAAGUAUUGAGAGAUGUACUAACACAUUGUUGGCUUUGGUUUUCUGAUUUGUUGAUCAUAAAACUAAAUAUAAAAUAACUUCAGUAGUUUAAAAGAUUUCAGAGUUUAUAGCAACCAAUUGUUAUCACUUCAGUGUGAAAGAUAAGCAUCUUGUUCCAUCCACAUACACUGUGUCUUAAACUUUUAUACUCUGAGAGUAACUGAUUGUUUACUUUCUUAAUAAAUAUCUUUUCACCCGUA
Messenger RNA from Gymnodraco acuticeps, 2722 nucleotides. RefSeq names its product POC1 centriolar protein A (gene poc1a). The coding region runs from base 191 to 1660 and encodes 489 amino acids. Gene Ontology annotation, cellular component: centriole; ciliary basal body. Gene Ontology annotation, biological process: cilium assembly. Gene Ontology annotation, molecular function: protein binding. The transcript has 10 exons. The record is from RefSeq and is a predicted model, not a curated record. Lineage: Eukaryota; Metazoa; Chordata; Actinopteri; Perciformes; Bathydraconidae.